Acanthochromis polyacanthus (spiny chromis) is the source of this 2691-nucleotide messenger RNA. RefSeq names its product phosphoribosyl pyrophosphate synthetase 1B (gene prps1b). Gene Ontology annotation, molecular function: ATP binding; ribose phosphate diphosphokinase activity; magnesium ion binding. Gene Ontology annotation, biological process: ribonucleoside monophosphate biosynthetic process; 5-phosphoribose 1-diphosphate biosynthetic process; purine nucleotide biosynthetic process. Gene Ontology annotation, cellular component: cytoplasm; ribose phosphate diphosphokinase complex. NCBI's taxonomy places the organism in Eukaryota, Metazoa, Chordata, Actinopteri, Pomacentridae. The record is from RefSeq and is a predicted model, not a curated record.
UAAUAGCGUCAUCACGGUGGGACGUUAGCGUGCGCGCCGCCCGGGAGGAAGAGCCGCACGCGUGAUGAGUGGAACAUAAUGGUGGAUAGGUAGGGAACACACUUAAGCUCGGUAACAGUCACUCGUCAAACUGUUGAUCCAUUUCCAACGGUUGUCUCGGAACCUUUGACUCCCCUCAGACACGAUAGCCGUUGCAGCCGCCCGGACCGAACGACCGCCCUGGACCGCAACAAAAUGCCGAAUAUCAAAAUAUUUAGCGGUAGCUCCCAUCCGGACCUGUCUCAGAAAAUAGCAGACCGCCUCGGACUCGAACUGGGGAAGGUUGUGAAAAAAUUUAGCAACCAAGAAACAUGCGUGGAGAUAGGGGAGAGCGUGCGUGGGGAAGAUGUCUACAUCGUGCAGAGCGGCUGCGGGGAGAUCAAUGACAAUUUGAUGGAGCUGCUGAUCAUGAUCAACGCCUGCAAGAUUGCCUCAGCCUCCAGGGUCACCGCUGUCAUCCCCUGCUUUCCGUACGCUCGGCAAGACAAGAAGGACAAGAGCCGCGCUCCUAUCUCUGCCAAGCUGGUGGCCAACAUGUUGUCAGUCUCAGGCGCCGACCACAUCAUCACUAUGGACUUGCACGCCUCACAGAUACAGGGUUUCUUUGAUAUCCCGGUUGAUAACUUGUAUGCAGAGCCGGCUGUGCUCAAAUGGAUCAAAGAGAACAUCCCUGAAUGGAAAAACUGCAUCAUCGUCUCACCUGAUGCAGGAGGAGCCAAAAGGGUCACCUCAAUAGCGGACAGGUUGAAUGUGGACUUUGCUCUUAUUCACAAGGAGAGGAAAAAGGCAAACGAGGUGGACCGCAUGGUUCUGGUGGGAGAUGUGACGGAUCGGGUUGCUAUACUAGUUGAUGACAUGGCUGACACAUGUGGCACAAUCUGCCACGCUGCGGACAAGUAAACCCUUUAUUUACACCUUGAACUAAAUACAUUUACACUACUGUUCAAAAGCUUGGGGUCACUUAGAAAUGUCUAUGACUAUUCUAGCUGGAAACGGCUGAUUUUUAAUGGAAUAUCUCCAUAGGGGUACAGAGGAACAGCAACCAUCACUCCUGUGUUCUAAUGCUACAUUGUGUUAGCUAAUGGUGUUGAAGGCUAAUUGAUGAUUAGAAACCCUUGUGCAAUUAUGUUAGCACAUGAAUAAAAGUGUGUUUUCAAGGAAAACAUGAAAUUGUCUUAGUGACCCCAAACUUUUGAACAGUAGUGUACAUCAUAGGAAAAGAUGCAAGCAAAUUGUCUGCUGGGGUUUAACCAACAAAGAACGAAACCAUUACUGAAUUCCAUUUAGAGACAUCUGUUACAGGAUAUUGGUCAUGGUGAGAGUUCUAAUGGACUGUACUGUUUCUCUACCUUAGACUUAUUUUCUGCUGGUGCCACUAAGGUGUAUGCCAUCUUGACCCACGGCAUCUUUUCUGGGCCAGCUAUCUCACGCAUCAACAAUGCCUGUUUUGAAGCUGUGGUGGUCACCAAUACAAUCCCUCAGGAGGAAAAGAUGAAGCAUUGUCCCAAAAUACAGGUUAUUGACAUCUCCAUGAUCCUUGCAGAGGCCAUUCGUAGAACUCACAACGGCGAGUCUGUGUCGUACCUGUUCAGCCAUGUUCCCUUGUAACGAAUGGUGUUCACCAUCAACCGUGUGCUAUUAACACCAAUAAAAGAAGAGGGAAUUCCCCCAUCCCAAACACAACCAUUAACAAAGAUGUUCUGCUAAUUAACUAUUAAAAAAAGAACUCUCAUGUCUGUUACUAAUGCUGACCCCUCCUCACUCGAGUCCCUUCCCUGUUGAGCGGUGACCCUUCAUGUCCGGGGCACCAAAGCAAUUGCAGGCUUACAGAUUUAGGCUGGCGUAUUUAUUUUAUAUGGAUAAAUAAGUAUUUAUCCACUGUGAACUUUGUUCUUCUUUCAAAACAUUUUAGAUAGUUUCUCCUGACCCAUUUUACCUCUCCAGGAGUCGUGUCAAUCUGUUGUCAAAGAGCUUAUAUGAAUAUAUCCCUGGCAGGUCCCAGUGGUCAGGAGAAGCAUCUGGCAUUUAAAGCUGUACAGUGCUUUUUGUUACAAUGAACGAGUGUAGUUUUAUCAUAUUGUUCUUAUUUCCUCUGCUGUGUGAAAGACAAAAGCUGAUGAAAUGAAUGUGUGUGGAAAUAGUUUACAGUGCCAGUGAAGCUCCACUCAACCAAGAGUGCCUCAAAAGUCUGAAACAAAAUGACAUUUUCCUUCAGUCUCAUCCUCUUUCCCUCCCUCCCUCCCUCCCUUAUUUUGCUGUUCAUUUUUUUUCACUGGAUGAUGAAUGUUCAUGUGUCUUAGCAGGCAGUAAACAAUAUUUUGGGAUGUUCUUUCAACUCUUGAGGUGCCCUCAUUGAGUGGGGUUUGCCCAGUGUCUGAGAUUAACCCUUUGAGGGUCUGUGAUGGAGAUCUAUCUUUAGAAAAGCUGUGGGUUUUUAGCUUGGGUUCUCUGCAGGCUGGAGCUUCCUUCAGAAAUGUUCACCUGCUGUUUCAUUGCUGUUUUCCUGUUUGUCUUUUUUGUUUUUUGUAUGUCUGGCAGAAGGAUUUGUCAUUAUUGUGCAUAAUCCAAACCUUUGUGUUUACUUUUUCAGUAGGGUGAAUGCACCAGUUAUUUGAGGAUGCAUUCUUAAUAAAAUAUCUGUUACAUCUUAAA